CUAAGGGGGUCGGGUAGGAAAGUUACAUGAAAUUUCCCUACACUUUGUGUUCUUAAAUCAAUAAAUCUCUCUCAUUUUCCAACAUUUGUGGGUAUUGGAGAUUUUCCUCUAAGUUCUCACAUUUUAUUAUUAUUUUUUUCAAUUUUCAUACUAUAACCUCUUCAUCUCGUUCCCUUGAAAAAAUUGAUAGUUUUCUUGGUACCUCCAUCUGUCCAUCACUAAUCCCUUUCAUUUGAAAACCUGGAUUUCAGUUGAAUUUGUGAGAUCUGAGAUUACGAAGGUGGGUUCUGAAGCUUUUUAAUUAUUGAACAUAACCCAAUUUUUUUUUCUUGGUUUUUGUAUUGUUUCAUAAGAAAGAUUUGAUAUUUAUUGUCUUUGACUGCUGUUUAUACUUUAAAAAGACUCCCAAGUGGCUCGAAGAUUCAAAAAGGGAAAAAGCCUGAGUUUUUGGUUGAUUUUGGUCUGUUUUCUGCUCAAAUUUAGAGACCCUAAGCGGUGAAUUUUUGAAGGCAAAAUCCAUGGGAAAUUGUUGUGCAACACCAAAAACGUCUGAUGAGAAGCCUAACCCAUUUUCAGUUCAUGGCGGUAAUCUCAGUAUACCAGAUGGUGGAUUCAAAUUCUAUAUAUUGGACAAUCUAACAGGCCAUAACAUUGAGGAGUUUUACGAGUUGGGGCGUGAGCUCGGUCGAGGUGAAUUCGGGGUUACAUAUUUAUGCAUUGAUAAAUCUAGUGGCGAAGAGUUCGCUUGUAAAUCGAUAUCAAAGAAUAAACUGAGGACUAGUGUGGAUAUUGAUGAUGUUAGGAGAGAGGUUGAGAUUAUGAAGCAUUUGCCCAAGCAUCCUAAUAUUGUUAGCAUAAAGGAUACUUAUGAGGAUGAUAAUGCAGUUCAUAUAGUGAUGGAAUUGUGUGAGGGUGGUGAAUUGUUUGAUCGGAUUGUAUCCCGGGGACAUUAUACAGAGAGGGCUGCUGCUGCUGUUACUCGCACGAUUGUUGAAGUUAUUCAGAUGUGCCACAAGAACGGAGUCAUGCAUCGCGAUCUUAAACCCGAAAAUUUCUUGUUUGCAAAUAAAAAGGAAACAGCACCAUUGAAGGCCAUCGAUUUUGGGCUAUCAGUAAUCUUUAAGCCUGGCCAGAAGUUUGAUGAGAUUGUGGGAAGUCCUUAUUACAUGGCCCCGGAGGUGCUCAAAAGAUACUACGGUCCAGAAGUGGAUGUUUGGAGUGCUGGUGUAAUUCUCUACAUCUUAUUGUGUGGUUUUCCACCUUUUUGGGCGGAAACCGAACAAGGAGUUGCCCAAGCAAUAAUUCGAUCAGUUGUAGAAUUUAAAAGAGAUCCUUGGCCUAAGGUUUCUGCUAAUGCAAAGGACCUUGUAAAGAAGAUGCUCAACCCCGACCCCAAGCAGCGGCUUACAGCACAAGAAGUAUUAGAUCAUCCUUGGUUACAGAAUGCCAAGGCGGCUCCAAAUGUGUCUUUGGGUGAAACUGUGAGGGCAAGGCUCAAGCAAUUCUCCAUGAUGAACAAGUUGAAGAAAAGAGCUCUAAGGGUGAUUGCCGAGCAUUUAUCAGCGGAGGAAGUGGCUGGCAUAAAGGAAGGAUUCCAAUUGAUGGAUACCGGCAACAAGGGGAAGAUUGACCUUAAUGAGUUGAGAGCUGGGUUGCACAAGCUAGGGCAUAGGAUCCCAGAUGCCGAUAUUCAAGUUCUUAUGGAAGUAGGUGAUGUAAAUAAAGAUGGAUAUCUCGACUGUGGAGAGUUUGUUGCAAUUUCUGUUCACCUGCGGAAGCUGGGGAAUGAUGACCAUCUGCAGAAAGCCUUCGAGUUCUUUGAUAAAAACCGAAGUGGGUAUAUAGAGAUUGAAGAGCUGAGGGAUGCCUUAGCUGAUGAGGUCGAGACUACCAAUGAAGAAAUUAUUAGUGCCAUUAUUCAAGAAGUAGACACUGACAAGGAUGGACAUAUUAGUUAUGAAGAGUUUGCUGCAAUGAUGAAGGCGGGCACGGAUUGGAGAAAUGUAUCAAGACAGUACUCACGAGAACGAUAUAACAGUCUCAGCUUGAGAUUGACGAAGAAUGGAUCAUUACGGUUAAAUAACGAGGGUACAUAGCUUAAAGUGGUUGACAUAUAUUUUUAGAUAUUGUGGUUUCGGCUCAACUAUUUCUUCGUUUUUUUUUAUUUUUUAUUUUUUUUAUUUUAAAGCUGUAUUGUUUACGAGAUCCUUCUUAUAGGGUAUAGGGUAUAACUAGGUAUGAGUCCCCAGUUUUUAUGUAUUUCUGAAGUGUAAAUGUUCUGCUUCAUAUUCUUGGAUGGUUGCAGAAAUGUAUAGAGUGAGAGGUGAUUUUUUGCGUAAUUAUCUUGUCAAGACAUUUAAUUAAUUUAUCUUAAAAGUGUUUAUCGUCCAAAUAUUAAGGUUU
Molecule: messenger RNA, 2403 nt
Organism: Olea europaea var. sylvestris
Lineage: Eukaryota; Viridiplantae; Streptophyta; Magnoliopsida; Lamiales; Oleaceae
Product: calcium-dependent protein kinase 32-like
Exons: 8
Coding region: 519-2096 (525 amino acids)
Biological process (GO): protein autophosphorylation; peptidyl-serine phosphorylation; intracellular signal transduction
Cellular component (GO): cytoplasm; nucleus
Molecular function (GO): calcium/calmodulin-dependent protein kinase activity; calcium ion binding; ATP binding
Source: RefSeq, a predicted model, not a curated record